Molecule: messenger RNA, 2286 nt
Organism: Lachancea lanzarotensis
Lineage: Eukaryota; Fungi; Ascomycota; Saccharomycetes; Saccharomycetales; Saccharomycetaceae
Gene: UPC2
Product: LALA0S12e02300g1_1
Exons: 1
Coding region: 1-2286 (761 amino acids)
Biological process (GO): regulation of transcription by RNA polymerase II
Molecular function (GO): DNA-binding transcription activator activity, RNA polymerase II-specific; zinc ion binding
Source: RefSeq, a predicted model, not a curated record
AUGAGCAGCGAACUCAGCGAAGACGAAACUGCUACAAGGUCCUUGAAGCGGAAAGACAAGUCAGUAGACCUCAUCGAAGUGGACGGAAAAAGAGUUAGCAAAACCUCGACCGGUAAACGGAAGUUUCAUAAAAAAUCCAAAAAUGGCUGCGACAACUGCAAGCGUAGGCGUGUCAAAUGCGAUGAGGGGAAGCCGGCCUGUCAAAAAUGUCUUUCAAUGAAGCUGGAGUGCGUCUACACGCCCGUGGUGGUCCGAAAAUCUAAAAACACAGCCACUACUGCAGAUGGGGUUAAAGUAGCUUCUCUCACAACACAGGGAGACCCCAAUGAAAGCCUUGAAACGCCCACCACUGUAGCAGGAGACCUGAAGCAAGAAUCUGCUAACUCUGGAUCGCCUCAAAACGAAGUGAAACUGGGAAAGACUCCCGCAAGUAGUUUUCAAAGGCAUUCUCAAUCUUCGAACCCCGUUGCUGGCCAACUCGGUUCUCCAGAUAAUCUGCUGCUUCCGCCUCUUUUCCCAGGUGCAAACAUGCAACUACAGCAGCAGAUUCAACAGCAACCCCAAUUGCUUCCGCAGCUCAUGACCCUCAGCAAUUCUGAGAAAUUCGCAGGAUUCGAUUUUCCGAAUAGUCCGCCCUUUCAAUCCACCGCAAUGAACAUUACCAACAGCAUAGGCAGUUUUUUCGCGGCGAACAAGAUUCCUUCCAAUGUUUUGAACAAUCUUACAAGCCAUCAGAACAAUCAGAGUCAACAACAGCAGCAACAGCAGCAACAGCAGCAACAAGGUCAGGCCUCACCUCUUUCGUCCAUACUGCAAUCGCAAGAGAUGGUGCAAACUUUGAGUCGGGCUGGAAUCAAUUUCAAACACAUGGCAAUGUUUUCGACUGCGGGUAUAGGAGGUGUAACAUACGACUUCCAAGAGUUGAUGGGUUUGAAAUCGCAAGAAAGCGCUGAUGGACAAGUAAAAAAUACUAAUACUACUGCUGAAGAGGUCUUAGCUACGCUUCAGCGACAACAACAAAACUUUCAACACAAUGCAUCUCAGAAGGGAAAUGAAAUCGAGAUCAACGGCGAUGAUGGCGAAAAUUUGUCGGCUCUCAACCAGGCAACGCCAAAUCCUGCAAAUAACCCCACUAUAUCACCAGCGGCACCGAUGUCCCCUAUGGGUAAAAACGGUACUUCCGAGGGUCCCCAAUUUUAUCGGCAAAAAUCGUCUUCGGGCGAUGGACUUGAUCUAGAUACCAAGCUUUCAGAUAAACCACUAGGGCAAGAGGGCAAUCAAAAGGACGAAAAGCAAGCAAUACCUGGGUCGAUCGCACGAUUAAUGCAGUUGUCAAACCAAGGAAGUCUCAACUUGGUGGACCUCAAACUAUUCCACCACUACUGUACCGAGACAUGGCCCACUAUCACAUCUGCAGGAAUAAGCGGUAAACAGAUUUGGAGCGAUGAGAUUCCGAAGCUGGCGUUCGACUAUCCUUUUCUCAUGCAUGCACUGUUAGCGUUCAGUGCCACACACCUCUCACGGAAGGAGCCAGGCCUGGAACAGCAUGUAGCUGCACAUCGCUUGGACGCUUUGCGGCUGUUGCGGAAAGCUGUGUUAGAAAUUUCGGAAGAUAACACAGACGCUUUAGUCGCUAGUGCUCUGAUAUUGAUUAUGGACUCGCUGGCGAACGCCGCGUCUCCCGGCCCAACCGCUCCCGACUCUCUCACUGCAUCAAUAUCUCCGUCUGCAUGGAUUUUCCACGUCAAAGGUGCUGCUACCAUUCUAACUGCGGUGUGGCCCCUGACUGAAAAGUCCCGAUUCCACAAUCUCAUAUCUGUCGAUCUCAGCGAUCUUGGUGACGUUAUAAAUCAGGACAGCGGAACCGUCUCUGAGCUCGUAUGUUUCGAUGAAAGCAUUUCAGACCUAUACCCGGUCGAGAUCGACUCCCCCUACCUGAUUACUUUAGCAUACCUGGACAAACUGCAUCGCGAGAAAAACCAGUCAGAUUUCGUUCUGCGAGUUUUCGCAUUUCCCGCAUUAUUGGACAAAACCUUUCUGGCAUUAUUAAUGACAGGCGACAUGGGCGCCAUGCGCAUUAUGAGAUGUUACUACCAACUACUUCGUGGUUUUGCCACAGAAGUCAAGGACAAAGUUUGGUUCCUCGAAGGUGUCACUCAGGUGUUGCCUCAGGACGUCGACGACUACAGCGGUGGUGGCAUGCACAUGAUGUUGGACUUUUUGGGUGGAGGCUUGCCAUCCAUGACCACAACGAAUCUGCAGCCUGGUCUGACCGAUUUUAUGUAG